This is a messenger RNA of Tripterygium wilfordii, 1991 nucleotides long. Its product is annotated as cytokinin dehydrogenase 5-like. Gene Ontology annotation, molecular function: FAD binding; cytokinin dehydrogenase activity. The transcript has 5 exons. The record is from RefSeq and is a predicted model, not a curated record. Bases 265 to 1848 code for a protein of 527 amino acids. Lineage: Eukaryota; Viridiplantae; Streptophyta; Magnoliopsida; Celastrales; Celastraceae. Gene Ontology annotation, biological process: cytokinin metabolic process.
AUACUCACACAGAGAGAGAGACGCUAGUCAGAGUCUCUGUACACCCGACCACAGCAGAAUUUUCUACCUCUGUUCUCGCUUUGCUUCAUGUACGUAAUCUGUGCAUGUUGCGCACAAAAUCUUUAAAGUGCAAUCCAGGCUUACCUUAGCACCAUACCCAUCACCGCUCUCUUCUUCCUUCCGCCUUUCUGCUCCAAUUUCUCUAUAAAUUAAAACGGUGUCGUCUCCUCUCCUUUAACAACAACAUUAUUUUGAUCCUCUGAAAUGGCUUCUACGGCUGCUAAGCUUGUACUGCUCAGUUUCGCUAUAUCUCAUUUAAUUGUAACCGUCGGAUUGACGGCGGACCCCACAGCGCUUCUACGGCUAGGAGUGGUGGACGGGUCACUGAGCGUCGAUCCAUCUGACGUGGAAACGGCGUCGUUGGAUUUCGGGAUGCUGAGCCGAUCCCAGCCGCCUAUGGCUGUGCUGCAUCCGGCUUCGGCGGACGAUAUUGCUCGGCUUGUGAAAGCGGCUUACAAGUCGGCUCAUGGGCUUAGGGUCUCGGCCCGGGGUCACGGGCAUUCAAUAAACGGACAGGCCCAGGCGAGUAACGGAGUGGUGAUAGAGAUGAGCGGGUCGGAGUUCGGGAAUCCGGGUACGGUUCCUCGGGUUUGGGUGAGAGAGCAGUACGUCGACGUAUGGGGAGGGAUGCUGUGGAUAGAUGUGUUGAAGAGGACGGUUGAGCACGGAUUGGCACCAAAGUCAUGGACAGAUUACUUGUACCUUUCAGUUGGAGGGACACUAUCUAAUGCUGGGAUUAGUGGACAAGCCUUUCACCAUGGGCCUCAGAUUAGUAAUGUCUAUGAGCUUGACGUUGUUACUGGGAAAGGAGAGAUCUUGACGUGUUCAGAGAAAGAAAACCAAGAAUUGUUUUAUGCCGUUCUUGGUGGUCUAGGACAAUUCGGAAUCAUUACUAGGGCAAGAAUUGCUCUUGAACCAGCUCCCACAAGGGUUCGGUGGAUCAGAGUAUUGUAUUCCAAUUUUGCGACUUUUACCAGAGACCAAGAGUAUCUGAUCUCUUUGGACGACCAAAAAUUCGACUAUGUGGAGGGUUUUGUAAUAGUAGAUGAGGGGCUCAUCAACAACUGGAGGUCCUCUUUCUUUUCCCCACGUAACCCUGUUAAGAUAUCAUCACUUGGGUCUGAUGGGUGUGUUUUAUACUGCUUGGAGAUCACCAAGAACUACCAUGACUCCACUGCUGAUACUCUUGAUAAGGAAGUGGAGUCUCUAUUGAAAAGAUUGAAUUUUAUACCAACAUCAGUGUUCACCACCGACCUACCUUACGAGGACUUUCUGGACCGGGUUCACAAGGCCGAGUUGAAACUCCGGUCCAAGAAUUUGUGGAACGUACCACACCCUUGGCUCAAUCUCUUCGUCCCUAAAUCAAGGAUUGCUGACUUCGAUAAGGGUGUCUUCAAGGGCAUUUUGGGAAAUAACAAGACCAGUGGGCCCAUUCUCAUUUACCCUAUGAACAAAAACAAAUGGGACCAGAGGAGCUCGGCAGUGACACCAGAUGAGGACGUGUUUUAUUCGGUGGGAUUGCUCAGGUCGGCAUUGGAUGAUGGUGAGAAGACCCAUAGCUUGGAGUAUCUGACCAAUCAGAACCGUCAGAUCGUCAAGUUCUGUGAUGAUGCAGGGAUCAAGGUGAAGCAGUAUUUGCCUCGCUAUGAUACACGAGAGGAGUGGAUGGAACACUUUGGAGAUAAGUGGGACUUGUUCUAUCAAAGAAAGAUGGAAUUCGAUCCCAGAUUCAUUUUGGCUUCUGGACAACGUAUAUUUGAACCCUCCUCCCCAAUUAAAACUUCAUGAUAAUAUACGUAGACUCACACCAUUAUAUAGAUAGUGUACUAACCUAGGUAUCGACGAUAAACCUGACGGUUAUCUUAAGAGUUCUGAAAUUGUUGAACUGAAAAACUUGUCAAAUGAGCAAACCAAAAUCCUAUAUGAUUUUU